AUGGAACCAGAAAUGAGCGAACAUAAAGAUCUUUUGGCAACAUCGCCUGAUGAAAUUGCAUUCAUUAAAAAAACAAAUAUUAUCAAGAAUGUUGAAGGUGCACCCGAAGACAAAAACAAAUUUAUUCAAGUUAUUCGACCACUGUUGGUUGAACUCAUCGGUACAACUUUGUUUGUACUCAUUGGUAUGUGGGGUGCUUGCUCCAAUGGUGGUGUGAUCGCCGCAGCAUUAUCUUUUGGUCUCGCUUUAAUGGUUCUAGCAGCUAGUUUCGGACAUAUUUCCGGCGUUCAUUUCAAUCCAGCUGUUACACUUGGUGUCUUGAUUGCUGGUGAAAUGCAAGCAGUUUUGGCUGUUCUCUAUGUCAUCAUGCAACUAUUAGGAGGUAUUGCUGCUGGCGGUCUUUUACGCUUAUUACUUACAGGACAUACUUACAAUGCAUGCAAAGGUGGAGCUACAUUAUUAACAACCUAUGUCGUUGCUAAUGAAACCAAUGGUCGAGGAAUAACUUAUACCUAUGAAGAAGUCGGAAUCUGGCAAGGUAUUGCAAUUGAAUUUAUUGUAACAUUUGUUCUUGUUACCGUCAUUCUCAUGGUUGCGCUUGAUACAAAAUCAAAAACAGGUCUUGCUCCAAUUCUUAUUGGAUUUACAUUGGCUGUGAAUAUCCUUGCUGUUGGUGCUUACACCGGUGGUUCACUCAACCCAGCUCGUUCACUUGGUCCAGCUAUUUUUGCUAAUCAAUGGGAAAAACACUAUGUUUAUUGGAUUGGUCCAAUUGUUGGUGCCAUUGUUGCUGGUUUUCUCUAUCGAACGGUCUGGGCUCAUUAUGAUCGUCGUAUGUUUGUUAAACGUGCAGGAGCUACAACAGCUAAAGCUGUCAAAGCUUAA
Adineta ricciae is the source of this 885-nucleotide messenger RNA. Lineage: Eukaryota; Metazoa; Rotifera; Eurotatoria; Adinetida; Adinetidae. The record is from the annotation of a GenBank genome assembly.